Molecule: messenger RNA, 2438 nt
Organism: Zingiber officinale
Lineage: Eukaryota; Viridiplantae; Streptophyta; Magnoliopsida; Zingiberales; Zingiberaceae
Exons: 3
Coding region: 41-709 (222 amino acids)
Source: RefSeq, a predicted model, not a curated record
CAACGCACUAAUACUCACCGAAACACGGAUACAGCGAGUCAUGUGCUCAAGAAAAAAAAGAAAGAAAAAAGGGGGAAGAAACCCUUUCUUCACGCUCUUCGGAUCCCUUGAGAUGCGGCUUCGCCUUCCCCAGCCAUCCUCUUCCUCCUCCAUGGCCUCCAAGGUAGUCCUCCCGGUCGCGGUUGUCUUCGAUGUUACUGCGUUCGCCCUUGCCAUCGCCGCCGAGCUGCGACGGAGCACGGCCCAGGUGGUUCCGGACGACGAGAAGGAGUACACCCACUGCGCGUACGACUCCGGCAUCGCGACUGGACUUGGCGUCGGCGCUUUCCUCUUGCUGUUGGCGAGUCAGGUCUUCAUCAUGUCCGUCACCAGGUGCUACUUCUGCGGCCCCUCGAUCAGACGCGGCAAAUCCCGCUCUUGCACCGUCUCCCUCUUUUGGUGCUGCUGGUUGACCUUUCUGGUGGCGGAGAUGUUAUUGCUUGCGGCAUCGGUACAGAACGCCUACCACACCGCUUACCGGGGCUUCUACUAUAUGAACGACCCAUCCUGUGAGGUGUUGCGGAGAGGUGUUUUCGCCUCCGGUGCUGCCUUUUCUUUCCUCACUGCAACGCUCUCCGUAUCCUACUACCUCUUGUACGGUAGCGCUAGCAAUUCUGGCUACGCCUACGCCGAGGAGGAGGCGGCCAUUGGAAUGAAUUCUUUGAGCUAAAAGAUCCUUUUUUUUAACACCCAUUUCUUCCUUCAGUUUUUCUUUUCUUUUUUUUCUUUUUCAAAAAACAUUCGAUGUUUUCAUUAGGAAGAUAGGAUUUGAAUUUCGUAUACUGAUUUAAAAAAAUCUAAUAUAUUGCAUGUGAGAUUAUUCAUUAUCUAAAAUAGGUGUGACAAAAUUGAACUUCUAACAUGGAGUAGUAACUUUGGUUGUGCUAGGACUUUAGGCAGGCUCAACCUAUCUUACAAACUCAAGAUAUCUUGAUCUUGAUGAGAUGUUGUCUUAUUAGUUCGUUUGAUUCUCGAAGCCCAAAGGUAUGCUCCAUCGUGAACUAGCUUCUUUUGCAUUAUUUACCACUAGUCUUAUACACAUCCUUGACUCUAUCUUGUGGAAUUUAUAUAACCAUGGAGAAAGAUCGUUAUAUUCUUUCACUCAUGAAUAAUGUAAUUAUGUUAUAAGUAGUCGAGCUUAUUAUGAAUUUUAUACUUGGGCAAAGUGUUUAAAUUACAAUUUAUUUACCUAUUUGAUGUGUGUGAAUUUGGUAGGACACACAUUGAGUUCAAGAAGUCACAGUUUGUGACUGGAUGAGGUCAAGUGUGGAUAAUGACUUGGCACGACCAAGGAGAGAUGCUCGAUAUGGUCCGAUAGAGUUCAAAGAAGGAUUGCAUGAGGUUGAGAGACCGCAAGUCAAGAAACAUUGGUAUAAUUAGGUUUGCUAACUUAGUAACUCCUGGGGCAAUGGAGUUUAGGGAAGGAUGAAAUGAAGCAUCCAAGGCUCAAUGGCUAAGAAAUAAGAAUAUUUUUGUUCGAAGCUAGUUGACUAGACAAUAGCAUAAAUGAGUUAAGCCAAUUAGUGUUGCAGUUAACUGAUCCCUUAACAUGAGUUAGAAAGAAGAUCAUCGACAGAGGAAAGUUGCAACUGUCAAUUGGCAAAAGUGGUUAGGUUGGACAAUCAAACUAAGGUUGACAUUAGUCAAUACAAGUUGACAUUACCAAAGAGAACAAUUGACUAGGGAGAAACUAAAUCUAAUCGACUUAGAGAUCCAUUGGCAAACUGGAGGCUAAAGUGAUCGUGAGAAUAAUCAAUAAAAUGGUAGACAAUAUAUUGAUAGUAGAACAGACUAAGCUAUAUAUAUAAGAAGAGUAGUUCAGAUCCUUUGUCCUCAAAUUUCUCUGUCCCCGUGUCGCCUGCCGAUCGGACGGACCAAAUUACAUUUCAAAGCAUCAUGACAUCUUUUAGAUGUGUGCAGUAUUUUCGUGAUGUACAAGGCAUCCUUGAGAUGUAAUCUGGUCCGUCCGAUUGACAAGGGGACACGAGGACAGAGAAAUUUGGGGACAAAUGAUCCAAACUCAUAAGAAGAGCUCUUGAGGCCUAGCGAACUUGUGCAAAUAUUCUGAUAUUGUUUUGAGCUUCCUUGUUUAUAAUCUUGAUUCUAGUUUGUUUUAUUUGCCUUUGCUUGUUCCUAUUCUUCGCGUAAGACUUGUAUGAAAUUUUUUCCAUAAGGCAGCAUCGACAAAGGAAAAAUUAUAAUAGAGAUUCAAGAGUAGUGAUUUGUUGAAGUGUUAUAGACCUGGAAUAGGAAUAAACAUUCCAAGUAUAUUAUAUCAGUAUUAUUGGCAUUGAUUUUACUUGUGUAAUUUUCUUUACAUCUAAUUGUGUUUAAUUGAUCUUAUUAUAACAUUUUAAGACUAUAGAUUUAUAUUUAAGCCGCCCCUCUACUCAUCCUAC